This is a messenger RNA of Poeciliopsis prolifica (blackstripe livebearer), 832 nucleotides long. Its product is annotated as mitochondrial import inner membrane translocase subunit Tim8 A. Bases 101 to 373 code for a protein of 90 amino acids. The transcript has 2 exons. The record is from RefSeq and is a predicted model, not a curated record. NCBI's taxonomy places the organism in Eukaryota, Metazoa, Chordata, Actinopteri, Cyprinodontiformes, Poeciliidae.
GCUUCCCGUUGUUCAUAUCCACACGUGAAGGUCAGCAAAAAACAGCCUCUCCGCGUUUAUAAUUAGAAUAAAUAUCGGAACUUCGACGUUUUUUGCCGACAUGGACGGCCAAGGAGCUUCAGCGGACCCUCAGCUUCAACAUUUCAUCGAAAUCGAGUCUCAGAAACAGAGAUUUCAGCAGCUGGUGCAUCAGAUGACUGAGGUUUGCUGGGAAAAGUGCAUGGAUAAACCGGGACCCAAGCUGGAUUCCAGGACUGAAGUCUGUUUCGUUAACUGCGUGGAGCGAUUUAUAGACACCAGCCAGUUCAUCCUGAACAGAUUGGAACAGACUCAGAAGAGCAGGGGAGGAUUCUCUGAGACGAUGUUGGAUUAAAAACUGUAACUGGAAGUUUUAUAGAAAAAAAAAGUUUAAAAAAAUCAAUCAAACAAACAAAAAAACAUGCUCAUGCUGUUUGGUCCAAAUACAGCAGUCUGUACAGUAAGCUGAAGAGUCCAGUCAACUGGGAAACAACCACAACAAGUGUUACCUUGAAAAUAAGUGCCUGACGUCUAAACCAUGUACAGACCUGGGUAAAAGUUUAGGGUUGUGUUUUGUGACUACAGGAAGACGAGUGUUGAGGUGGUGGUUUGUUGCUGACUGUCAGCUUUUUGAAUUCAUGUUCAGAUGGUGACGUUUGAUUAUGAUGAGAUGUUUUUCAGAUACAUGGACCAAAAAUCUCUAUCUGAAAAACAUGGAUUUUUCAGAACAUGGAUUUUUGUAACAACUUCUUGACCGAAGAUCAGUACUCAAAAGACUGGACUGUAAAUAUGCAAUAAACAAAAUGCCAAAUAA